Molecule: messenger RNA, 2655 nt
Organism: Malassezia pachydermatis
Lineage: Eukaryota; Fungi; Basidiomycota; Malasseziomycetes; Malasseziales; Malasseziaceae
Product: snf2 family dna-dependent atpase
Exons: 1
Coding region: 1-2655 (884 amino acids)
Cellular component (GO): nucleus
Molecular function (GO): DNA binding; ATP binding; ATP-dependent chromatin remodeler activity
Source: RefSeq, a predicted model, not a curated record
AUGAGUGGCACCUCCCAUGAUCCCGUGGUGCUAGCCCCUGACUCAAGCCCUCCUGCCAAUGGUGCAUCGUAUGAGGCAUACCCUAACAAGCGCCAGCGUCCUGAUGAUAGUGCGGUGCCGGAUGCUAGCACUUCGUUUCGACAAGGCUUAGAAGCAUUCCAAUACCGUGGCCCAGGUGCUGCUGCAGCAUCCCCCUCAGCGGUGCCAUCCAGUGUUCAGGCUGCCCCAGCAUCACGCCCUGUGUCGGCCCCUUCUGACAGUAUCUUGCAGAUUAAAGCGACGCGGCUAGCGCGCCUCUUUUCGAGUUAUUCAGUGGAAGAAUGCAUGGAUGUGUUGCGCAACUCGAACUACGACUUGGGUGAAGCGAUCGAGAAACUACGGCCUAAGAAGGUAGCGCCGCCACCUGCGCCUGCCCCUGCUCCUGCGCCCGUCGCAGCACCGAUGCCCGUGUCUUAUGUACCUGCGCCUACGGCGCGAGCACCGCCGAAGAAGGCACCGAAGCGUCGAUCUCGCGCACGCUCUGAUUCCGAUACAGAUGAAUCCGUGAGCCUGGAUGGUGAAUCCUCGGAUGAAGAAGAGUUUGGGGAUGUGGAUGAGCGCACGCUGCAGCAGCAACAGCAGGCGUUGGCUUGGUUCAAUCAGUGUGAUGUAAGUCAUUUGAUUGAUACGAUCAACUGCUCGCAAGAGCAGGCUGACAAGAUUGUGUCGCUGCGUCCCUUUGAUACGGUCGACGAUGUGUAUGAGAAGCUGGGUGACAAGGCCGUGAAGGGUGUCUCGCCUCGUUUGUUUACCAACUGUGUGGAACUCAUGGCAGGUUAUAUGGAGGUAGAUGAGGUGCUGGCCAAGUGUGAAGCCAUUGGUACGCAGCUUCGUGAAGCUAUGAGCAGUUGGCGUUCGAACGAGGAGUCGGCUGCAGAUGAAUCGAUGGGUUCAGUAAGCAUUUCCGAGGUGAAACGUGAUGGUGCGAAGCGGGAAAGCUACUUGGACAAGCAGCCGAGUAACUUGGCCGAUGGUGUAGUGCUGAAGGACUACCAGUUGAUCGGUAUUAGCUGGCUCAACCUUCUUUAUCACAAGAAAACGUCGUGUAUCUUGGCCGAUGAGAUGGGCUUGGGGAAGACGUGCCAAGUGAUUUCCUUCCUUGCGCAUUUGAAAGAGUCGGGUAUACGCAAAGGCCCGCACUUGGUCGUGGCGCCUUCCUCUGUGCUGGAGAAUUGGUCGCGUGAGUUUCAACGUUUCUGCCCGGCGUUGGCGGUAGAAGUGUACUAUGGCUCGCAAGCGGAACGGCGCGAGUUGCGGGCCGACCUCAAGGCCCGCGACGACUAUGAUGUGCUGCUUACUACGUACGAUAUGGCGACUGGCAACCACGAUGACCAAUCGUUCUUGCGGAAACGUGGCUUCGAUGUGUGUGUGUUUGACGAAGGACAUAUGCUCAAGAACCGAAAGUCGCAAAAGUAUGCCAAGCUGCUGCGCAUUUCUGGACGAUGGCGUCUGUUGCUCACAGGAACGCCAUUGCAGAACAACUUGCAGGAACUUGUAUCGCUCCUCAACUUUAUCUUGCCAGACUACUUUACCGAUGCCGAGGAAGCGUUGGCAGCCAUCUUCAAAGUGAAACCAGGCGCUAGCACGACGCAGCUUUCCCAGCAGCGUGUAGAGCGUGCGAAGCGCAUGAUGCAGCCGUUUGUCCUGCGCCGCCGUAAAGACAAAGUGUUGCUCCUCACGAAGAAGACGGAGCGUGUCGAACUAUGUGACAUGACAGAGCGGCAGGCCAAGUUGUACAAUGACGUGCUGCAGCGGACUCGUGCAGCGCUUGCCGAGGACGAGGCGCCGGGUGUGAAGAGAAAGGACCGCGACUCGAGCAACGUGCUGAUGGAUCUGCGCAAAGCGGCGAAUCACCCUUUGCUGUUCCGACAAUGGUACGAUGACAAGAAGAUUGCUGCGCUAGCACGCGACUAUGUUCGUGAGCCUGAGCAUGCCGAGGAGAACCUGCAGCACCUGCGUGAAGACUUUGCGAUCAACACAGAUGCAGAGCUCUCGCUGCUAGCCCGCUCAUGGAAGUCGACACAGAAGCACGUAUUGCCGGAAGAGGAAUGGAUGAGCUCGGGCAAGAUUGUGGCGCUGCGGAAGAUCAUUGACGAGGUGGUCGCCCAAGGCGACCGUAUGAUUAUUUUCUCGCAGUUCACGUCGGUGUUGGACAUUCUGUGCGUGUGUUUGGAAUAUCUCGGUAUCAAGUAUGUCGGAUUUACCGGGCAGACCAAUGUGGGCGACCGCCAAUACCUUGUUGAUCAGUUUACGAACGACCCGAGCAUUCCUGUGUUCCUGCUUUCGACACGGGCAGGCGGGCUGGGCAUCAAUUUGGUCGCAGCCAACUGGGUCGUCCUCUUUGACCAGGACUUCAAUCCACAGAACGACAAGCAGGCGACGGACCGCUGUUAUCGCAUUGGACAGACCAAGCCGGUGACGGUCGUGAAGCUCAUCAGUCGCGGCACGAUUGACGAGGAUAUAUUGUCACUUGCGCAGCGUAAGCUCGAGUUGGCCGAUCGGGUGUCCGGGUAUGCCGACGGCGAAGGCGACGAAGACCAAAUGGAAUCUGAAAUCAAGGGGCGUAUCACGUCGUCCUUGUUGGCGCAGGUCCGAGAACGUGCUGCUACAUCGUAG